Messenger RNA from Marchantia polymorpha subsp. ruderalis, 234 nucleotides. The record is from the annotation of a GenBank genome assembly. NCBI's taxonomy places the organism in Eukaryota, Viridiplantae, Streptophyta, Marchantiopsida, Marchantiales, Marchantiaceae.
AUGUCGGCCACCUUUCGGUGUGGAUUACAAGAUAUUUUUUUGCUUUUUGAGCUGUCCUCUACCCGCAUUGCGUUACUCUGCAUUACCACAGAGCCUCCCGAAAGGAGCGAUACUGUGGGGAACUCCGUGGACUCCUGGCUCUUCUCAUUAAUUGUUCGUAUUUUUGGGGCUUUACCGUACCCGCUUAUAAUCCCGGAAAUUCGUGCGGAGAUGCGACUCAGGCGAUAUGCAUAG